AUGGAACCCUCAAAUUCGAGAGAAGGAGGCAUAACGACUGUUAAAUUCAAUGGAAAGAAUUUCAAUGUGUGGAAAUACAGUCUAUUCAUUCGAUUGAGAGAACAAGGUCUCGUUUCCGUUGUGGAUGGCACAAACACCAGGCCCGCAGAAAUAGUAAGAGACAAUAUUGUCACCAACCAAGAUGCAAUAGACAAAUGGGUGAAGAAUGAUAACUUGGCCAUUCACUACUUGUUUAACACCUGCCUGGAAGAGCAGCAGAAUUCUCUUUUAACGUGCGAGACGUCGCACGCCAUAUGGAGUUCCGUAACUGCCCAAUACCAACAAAAUUCUAUCGAAAGGCGACACGCCCUUCAACAGCAGUUCUUGAAUCUAAGAUUCGACUCCGAACACAGCGUCCGAACCCACGUAGAAAGAGUGAAACUUCUGGCCAAAGAAAUGAACGACGCAGGCUGCACAACCGACGAAGCAAGCAUCGUCAACAAAAUUCUCACUUCUCUUCCCGAUCCAUUUGUUGGCUUUUUCACAUCCUGGGAAAGUACGGCUAUCGCAGAAAGAACACUAGCAAACCUCACCAUCAGAUUAUGCAGUGAAGAAGAACGAAACAAACGACGGUUUAACGACAGUGGAAAGAAUUCAGACAACAUCGCUUUCUUCGGCGGGCCUUCCAACUCGUCUUCGUCACGCCCACGGUCUUUCACCCCCGGUUCUUCUCAGCAAGACAACUCACGCCUCGACUCAAGCUUCCGCCGAGGCGCCUCCCACUUCAAGUCGAGUCCUUAUUCACACCGAAACGGCCGAGGAGGCAGAAGAGGAUUCGGCAACCGAGGUUCUAACAGCCGAAAUACUCGCUUCUCAGCAUCAAACCAAGGAAACCCAAGAAGAGACGGCAAGUGCUGGUACUGUACGUUUUACGGCUACUGGGAGAAGGAAUGCCGCAUCAAAGCAAACGAUGAAGCGGCAGGAAAAAUUGCAUUGCAAGAAGAUGAUCAAAACGCUAAUUUUAUUCAGCUUGACAAGACACGAUCAAAUGCUUCAUUGGUUGCUCACACCGUUUGUCUCUUUUCUCAAUCUAAUCUACAGCCCGACUUCUUCAUGGACUCAGGGGCCACUCAGCAUAUGUCGUACCAACGUUCUCUAUUCUCAAUUUCAAACCCCUUCGACCGGGAUUGA
Daphnia magna is the source of this 1170-nucleotide messenger RNA. RefSeq lists its product as uncharacterized. The transcript has a single exon. NCBI's taxonomy places the organism in Eukaryota, Metazoa, Arthropoda, Branchiopoda, Diplostraca, Daphniidae. Bases 1 to 1170 code for a protein of 389 amino acids. The record is from RefSeq and is a predicted model, not a curated record.